Messenger RNA from Musca domestica (house fly), 2108 nucleotides. It is a transcript of the gene yki, whose product is annotated as transcriptional coactivator yorkie. Gene Ontology annotation, molecular function: transcription coactivator activity; protein binding. NCBI's taxonomy places the organism in Eukaryota, Metazoa, Arthropoda, Insecta, Diptera, Muscidae. Gene Ontology annotation, cellular component: cytoplasm; nucleus. The record is from RefSeq and is a predicted model, not a curated record. The coding region runs from base 319 to 1836 and encodes 505 amino acids. Gene Ontology annotation, biological process: positive regulation of transcription by RNA polymerase II; hippo signaling. The transcript has 6 exons.
CGUGUGGCAACCAUCGAACGAGAAAUACCAACACACUGAAGUUCCAAAUAUAAACUUGUUGUGAGAAUUUUUUUGUUCGUUUGGUUUCAUUUCAUUUCCUAAUUAAAUAUUGCGUAUAUAUGAAUAAAAAGAAACAAUAUCGAAGUUUUGUUUCAAUUUUCGAGAGAACAUUUUUGGAAUAUUCGUAGGAGAAUUUCUUGCAUUUGGAAAUGUUGUGCCAGCUAUUAUUUUGACGUAAUUAAAACGGAGAGUAUACACAAUUUUUUCAUUUACGAUAGUUCGUUCGACCUGUUUUUUCUUGUAUAAAUACACACAAGAAUGUCGUUGAGUAAGUCCAGCGCGAGUGACGACGCAAACAAAUGCAGCGUUAAGACGGAAGACUCGACGUCAGCUGCGUCGAAAUCUUCAAUUAAUCUGGUCGUUCGUAAUUAUCAAAACUCGGAUGAAAACUUGCGAGCUCUCUUCGAUAGCGUCUUGAAUCCAAGCGAAUCAAAUCGCCCAUUACAAGUGCCUUUCCGCAUGCGCAAAUUGCCAAACUCGUUCUUUACUCCGCCCGCUGCCAGUCCGAAGUCUCCAACAGUGUCACACUCGCGAGCUAAUAGUGUCGACUCCGCCUAUGAUUGUGGUUCUCAGCCCAAUAUCAAUCAGACUUCGGUGGCAUCUUCCCUCUCAGAUUUACAGACAACGGCCGCAACGGCUGUACAAGUGCAGCAACAGUCCACAUCGACAAUUAAUUCGCAAUCCGCUGCUUCAACUUCGGCUGCACCUCAAGGCGAACCACGUUUACAAAUUUGCCAUUCGCGUGCCCACAGUAGCCCAGCUUCCCUUCAGCAAUCUUAUAACAUACACGGCGGAGGCAAUGUGGCAGAAGAAACACCAUUUUUGCAGCAACAGAGUGAUGUGGCUCGAGCAGCAAACAAUGCGUCGAACGCUCCUGGCUUCCCCAGCAACUUGUUGGGGUACAACGCGGCAACUGCUGCAGUAGCAGCGGCAGCAGGUCUUAACAACAAUAGUAUAAUCGGGAUAUCUGGGGCUGGAGCCCCGGGUCCCCUGCAAUCCUACCACAUGAAACAGCGUUCGUACGACGUCAUAAGUCCGAUACAAUUGCAAAAUGAAUUGGGCCCCCUACCACCCGGAUGGGAGCAGGCAAAGACCCAUGAUGGUCAAAUUUAUUAUCUAAAUCAUACAACAAAAACGACGCAAUGGGAAGAUCCAAGAACACAAUUUAAACAACAACAGACAUUGAAUUCUGCUUCCAAUGCAAGGGCUAUAGGUAAGACCGCAGCUGGAGAAAAUAUCUUGGCUUCAAGUAAUCUGGGCCCAUUACCAGAAGGGUGGGAGCAGGCAAUGACGGAAACUGGAGAAGUUUAUUUUAUCAAUCAUAUUGACCGUACAACAUCGUGGAAUGAUCCACGACUUAGUGACCCAAGAUUUCCGAUUUUAAUUCAAAAAGAAAUUAAGCCCAAGACGGAGAUGAGUUGGGUCAAUGCAACAGAAAUUGACAAAGAUUCCGACAUGUUCAAACAGAAGGCGGGACAGAAAUCAGUGAAUAAACACAACAUCAGUUUACAUAUGGAUCCUUUCUUAUCUGGCGACAACCACGCUCGACAGGAAUCGAGUGACAGUGGAUUGAGCCUUUCAUCUAAUUCAUUUGCCGUAAAUAACGACUUUAUAACUCAUAUGGAUAAUAGUAUGGACUGUAUAAGCGAAAAUGGCAGCAUAAUAGAUAAUUUGGACACGACCUUACAGCUUAAUGACAAUAUCAUUAUGAUGAACGAUAUGCUCAACUCACCAUCGAAUAAGCCCGAUAAUUUGGAAUGGUAUAAAUUAAAUUAAUUUAUUUGUUACAGCCGCGACCAUAAACUUAUCUAUACACAUAUGUAUAUAUAUUAUAUGUAGCGGGGGAAAUUCAAUAUUUGUAUGUUCAUUAAAAAUGCUAAAGUAAAAGUAUUUCCAUUUUUCAUAGAUUUAUUAUAAUUUUUUGCAAGCAAAAAAUUUAAACAAUCAAAUUAUAAAUAUCAAGAUUUAUAUAUUUUUCGCAAUACUGCAAUAACUUACAUUUACACGACAGCUUAAAUAAAGAAAAUUGUAUUUUCUAUAAAACUAAA